CACAAGUGAAGCUGAUGUGGAGGCUGUCAUGGAUAAGUUGUUUGAUGAGCUGGCUCAGAAACAAAAUGAUUUAACUAGACCAAGGAUUCUAAAAGUGCAAGGCAGAGAGCUGAGGCUGAAUAAAGCGUGUGGAACCAUUGCAGACUUCACUUUUGAAGAGCUGUGUGACAGACCUCUUGGGGCCAGCGACUAUUUGGAGAUAUCAAAGCAUUUUGACACGGUCUUUGUUCGUGACAUACCACUUCUUACAAUGGCAAAAAGGACACAAGCUCGUCGUUUCAUUACCCUUAUUGAUACCUUUUAUGAGCAUAAGGUGCGUAUUAUUUGUUCUGCAGUGACUCCUCUCCAAAGCUUGUUCCUGCUAGAACGUGACAAUGGUGAGCUAGAGCACAACAGAGUGUUGAUGGAUGAUUUGGAUUUGAGCCAGGAUUCUGCCAAAGGACUCUCCGUGUUUACAGGAGAAGAGGAGAUCUUUGCCUUCCAGAGGACUGUCUCUCGGCUUACAGAAAUGCAAACUGAACAGUACUGGAAGGAUGGGGACAGAAGCAAAAAAAAGUUGUAA
Merops nubicus (carmine bee-eater) is the source of this 562-nucleotide messenger RNA. RefSeq names its product lactation elevated protein 1-like. Gene Ontology annotation, cellular component: cytoplasm; mitochondrion. Gene Ontology annotation, molecular function: ATP binding; ATP hydrolysis activity. NCBI's taxonomy places the organism in Eukaryota, Metazoa, Chordata, Aves, Coraciiformes, Meropidae. The transcript is spliced from 5 exons. The annotation marks the transcript as partial. The record is from RefSeq and is a predicted model, not a curated record.